Molecule: messenger RNA, 6778 nt
Organism: Brassica rapa (field mustard)
Lineage: Eukaryota; Viridiplantae; Streptophyta; Magnoliopsida; Brassicales; Brassicaceae
Product: sigma factor binding protein 2, chloroplastic
Source: RefSeq, a predicted model, not a curated record
CUCCUCUAAUUAUGCUCCAGAGGUUGCUACAAACAAGAAUCAGCAAUUCUAACUGACCCGUUAGGAAAGCUGAAAAGGAAUAAAAAUUUAGUUGUAAUCAUUGUUCUAAAAGUUGGUUUAGACAAUAUAUAAAUGUUCGCCUAGACGUUUGACCACCGCCUAGUCGGUACAUUGGGUAUAAACAAAACGAUUUUUCUAAAAUGUUUUUUUUUUAAUUUGGUCUAUACAUUCAAAAAAAUCGUUCUAGACAUCCGGUUAAGACGUGUAACUAUGCCUAACGAUUUAUAGAAUAUUGGCUGUAGCAAAAAAAAAAGGCUUUGGUUUUGGAUUACCCUGAAGAUAAGCCGGUAAAUAAAUGUACCAACCCCUAAAUAUAAAAGAAUGCAAUCUUUUUUUUUGAACUACAAAAAAAAAUGCAUUCUAACCCAUGACAAUUCAUCUUUUGUAAAUUGGUCCAGUGGACACCUAUUAUAGAAAAUCAUUAAUGAAGAAGGUUUUGUUUUUAAAAUUUGGUUCAGUGGGGUUAUCUAUUGUUCAGUUAAGAAAUUCAAUCAACAAAACAAAAACAUAUGAAAGCAUUUACUAGUUUGUAAGAUAUUGUUUUGAAUGAAUUGUUUUUAGAUUUAUAACUAGUUAAUUUACUUUUAUAAAAAAUCUACAUACAAAAACAUAUAAAAUAGUACUCUCUCUGUUCAAUAUGUAGGUGGUUUUAGCCAAAAAAUAUAAUUUACAAUAUAAGGUGUUUGCACAAUUCAAAACAAUUUUUGCAUUAAUUGGAUACUGUGUGACCAAUUCAUUUAUAUAUGAUUUUUUAUUAUUGGUUAAAUUUAUAUAUUAAAUUGUAUUUUUUCAAACCUAUUUUUUAAAAGUAAAACUACUUUUAUAUUGAAAAGGUGGUAGGAUAUAUCAAUCGUUCCAAAUGACCAAAAAAAAAAAAUCAAUCGUACCGAUAAAAAAAAUGGUUGGAGGGUUAUGUGUAAUGGACAUGUUGGUGGACAAUAACUCCAGCGAACGUAUCAACUUUGUAGAUCCUAUCAGAAGAAGUUGUUUGCAUCUAUCCGUUUACUUUAAAGUCAACACACGUGCUCUCCUUAUGAUUCAACCACGAAAGCUUUUUGACUUUUGUAGUUUCCAAACUUUUGAUUCAACAAUUUAUCCGGCUAUGGUAUUAUUUCAAUUUCUUUAGUUAGGCCAAAAUUAAUAUCCCGCACCAUAGUACGGUCAUUAGUCAUUACUCAAUGGCCAACUUAGCUAGCCUAGAGAUCAUAAGCAAAGCUUUCGCCGACAAGUUCUUGAUUUUAAAUUUCAGGAAUAUUAAAUGAAGAAAAUAUGAGUCGCGUUUUGAAUUAUGAGACUGAUGUAAGGCGGUAAAUGUGAUAUAUAUAUUUAUUUUUCUUAAUGACGAACGUGAUAGUUUUUUUUUUGCCAGACUUGAGAUUUUUCUUUUUGAGGAAAUAGUAUUUUAGAUAUUUUCAUAACGUUUAUUCAUAAGACAUUAAUUUCCAUAGCAAUUUAUUUCAUAACACACAUGUAUCGAUCACAUGCAAUGUCAUUUAUUUCCUCCUGUCUAGUAGGCGAUGCAGAAACUGAAACUUUUAUUUUCCAUAUGAAACUUAGUUACUGAACUGACACAAUACAGUAUCAAGCAACACAAGAAAAAAAAAAAACCUAGUCCCUUUCUCUCUCGAAGCAAAAGGCGCCGUCGUCGUUCAUCUUUGUUGCUCCGGCGGUUGGCGUCUCUUGCCACCGUCGGAAGCGGUUCUAAUUUUUUUCUUCUUAGCUUGGCGGAUCUCCACUUUGGACUUGCGACGUUGAAGGUUUGGGUUGCGAUCUGGCUUCAAAGAGAUGUUUUGUGUGGUUAUUUGGUCAGAUCUUUGUUCGCUCUCGCUGGAUUGGAGAAUCGGCGGUCUGAGGUAGCGAUUGGCUUCGGUGAGGUGGCGUUGGCCUGUUGGUAGUGGUCCGACACCGGUGAAGUUCAUGGGCCUCGUCUUGUCUUGAUUUUUUCCUGUUUGCAACCUUUUCUUUGACGUUUAUAGUAUGGUGAAGUUAUCUUUAUUUAGACUAGUUUGAGGCUGUGGUUGCUUGUGAAAGGCUUUGUUGUGAGAGCGUGUGUCUGUGUUUCUACCGGAUUGCUUGGGGGGGGGUCUGCUAGUUUCGAAAUUAUUUUCUGGUGCGCGGUGGCAGGUUUAGCCGGCUCUGAUGUGGGGUUGUAAUUCUUCCAUCGAUCCUGGUGUCUCGUUUUCAGGUGGUCAAUGGUGGUGCGUUGUGCUAGUUUCUCCAGCUCUGCCCUUUCGUUAGUGCAUCAAAGAUUUCUUAAGCGCUUGGGAGUUUGUGUGGUCUGUGGCAAGUGUGGAUGGUGUCUUCUCUCGGGUCUGCGGUUAGGUUCUUCUCUGUGGUCUCCGGAUAGAAGCUAUCAUCCUUGGAGCGUAUGAUGACUUUCUUGUGGUUAUCUUUCGUUUCGCCGUUUUCACUCGGUCGUUCAUUUAGAUUUCAGUGGGUGAAGUGCAAGUGUUAUGAAGUUGUGCUGUCCCUUGGUCUGCAUCCUACGGGUUCUUCCGGAUUACUUGGUAAGGGGCUGUGGAGCUUAUGCUCAAUUGCGUGAGGUCUUGGAGUAGUCGAUUGCCAAACAUGCAUCUUCAUUGGCUGCUCGGGUUGGAAUUUGUUGUUUCUUUGGCUUCUUUGAGGUGAAGCAAUGGUAAGUGUGGUGUUUGUUCGUGGUUUUUCCUUCAACCCCAAUAAUAUAGGCCUGCUACGCUUUCUCGAUCAAUCCUGCUUCUAACGCUGGUUGCUUCGCCUUCCUUGAUUGUAUGGUUAUUCUCCUUUGGCGCUUAGUUAUCUUGUUCUCCUUAGUUUAAGUUAGUUUCUUGGGGGUAAGUGUUUGCUUCAGUCCUUGUUUCUGGGUAGUAUCUUGUUUCUACGCCGGCUUAUGAUUUCAGAAAGGUUGUAUACCUUUGCUGACUUUGUGUGUAAAACUCUGUUUGAACCUUUGAUUAAUCUAAUAGAUGACAAAAAAAAAAAAAGAACUGACACAAUACAGUAUUUUCUUAGGGUCCAUCUUAGACGUUGGAGCCUCAACAUUUGUGUGAAGAAAAUGUACUAGUAUGGUUAAAGGAGCUUAUAAUUAGGAGUAAUGGGAGGGGAGACUAGAGGGCCCCGUUAAUGGUAGACCAAUUUUAAGAGACCAUUUAAGCAGGGACUAACAACACAGCAGACACCAGAGUGCUAACCUCCUCCUUCUCCCCACUUGUCCACCUUGACCCCCUUCACUAAUUCUCCAUUUAUUUCCCAAUGAACUUGAACUUGGAGCAAAGAGCACAAACGGGUACUCAUCUAGUAUUAUCUACAAUGAACUUGAACUUGGAGCAAAUAGCACAAAAGGUUGAACUGACUAUAGUUAAAAACCUCUUAGGUUAUGACUGUAUAGUCACUCUACCACAAAUUUUUACUCCAAAACUUAUUUACUCUGUCUACUAGUUAUGACUUAGGAAUACUCAUCUAGUAUUUAUUAUUUACAAUGAACAUGAACUUGGAGCAAAGAGCACAAAUAGUUGAACUGACUAUAGUUAAAAACUUGUUCCUUCACUAUACUUAGGCUGUGACGGUAUCACUCUAACGUAACUUUUUACUCUUAACAAUUCGCCGGUCACUAAUAAUUCGUCGAUUAACUUAGGUUGUGACUGUAUCUCUAUGGUUAACUAAUUUAGACUUAUGAUUUAGAUUUGAUGGGUGAAAUUUUUAGAGGUCGAGGUUUAGGAUUUUAAUAAAUAAAUAAAUACUUAAAUUUUAUAAACAGUUUCAAAAAAAAAUUCGAAGUUAAAAACAAAAACAAAUUGAAAAGAAAAAACGAAAAAAAUUUAUAAAAGUUAAAAAUGUAUAAUUUGAAAACUUUAUUUAUCAUUAUUAUUAUUAUUAUUUAUGUAUAUAGUUAUUUAUAUUUAUAUAUCUAUAAAGUAAGGAUAGAAGGGUUUUUGUUUUUUUUAAUAAAACUUCAUACUUUAAAGUAUUUGUAAAGAUAUCUCUCUAUCAAAAAUAAGCAUAAGAAAUAGUACAAAAUGAGGUAAAACAUAUUUUCCUCAAAAAAUAUACACUCGGCUUUAUUUCAUAUUUUGGUAAUGUAAUAAACAAUAAUAUUUCUAUUUUUUUUCAUCAUUUCAUUUUUGAUUAUUUUUCACUUUUUUACUUUAGGUUACUGUAAUGAAACCAGAACCUUAUGACGAGGCUAUUGUCAUUUUGGUUUUAUAUAUCUCUAUAAAUCUAUAGUUCUACUAGACUUUCGGCGUAAGUACAUCUUAUGUGUAUAUAUAUAUUUUUAAAUGGCAUAUGCUGAUAUGCAACAUCUUCACUAAUAUCCUACACUAUCAUUAUUUUCCUUCCACUGACAUUACAGCAUCUUGUUCGGAUGGUCUUAUCAUUCUUUUUCUUUUUUUUUGAGUCUAAAAAAAGGUGUUUUCACUUUCUUUACUAGAAACUCAAGCAUUGUAAAUAGUCAUUUUUACCGUGAAUUAAAUCUAAGUAACAGAAAUUACAGUCGCAAUCCUUUUACCACUAGGCCAACUCAACAUUGGUGGUCUUAUCAUUCUUUCUUCUCCAAAGAUAAUUGUUAAUAAAUUAAAUGCUAUUGGAUCAGUACAAUAUACUAAUCUAGUGGAGAGUACGAAUUAUGUAUUUAUUUUAAAAUGUAAAUUGGUGAAUUUUUUUUUUUUGAUAACCGAGUGUCCUGGCCUCAUCGUGGUGGUCUAGACUAGAGACCGAACCCUUUAGCGGCACGGACGCACACCCAAAGGUGGGUCAUGGCCAAGCAACGGUCUUUGGUCUCGGGCGCCAGAGCAAAUCCGCAUGUAAAUUCUCUGGUGGCCAGUGCGAGUCGAACCCGAAACCGUACUUGCAGCCGCAAGCCGUUUACCACCAGACUAACUCGUCCUGAUUAAAUUGGUGAAUUUUUUUUGUUCGAGUCUAAUUGGUAACAUUCGUUAAAAAAAACUAAUUGGUAACAUAUCAAACAAUGGACUAGACAAACGUAACAAAUACUGUUUUAAUCUCAAACGUGCAAAACAUACAGAACCAAUAUACACUAAAAAAGAAGAUUAGAAAAGUACAUAAUUUUGACCAAAAAAAAAAAAAAGUACAUAAUUAUCUAUCAUUCGAACGUGUCGGUUAAGUCAUUUUGGCUUGUGGUCAAGUUUUGGUCAAGUCAUGAUGGUUAUUGGUUAAGUAUCAGCAUAAUGGACUCCUAUGGUUCUAGCAGAGGUAGGAGUAGUUUUUUUUGCUUCCAUAUUUGUGAUUUAUCUUCAGUAUUAAUCUGGUGACAUCACUAUCGUCGGGUCAACUGACGUCAUGGCGUCUAUGUGUCUAUGUCACGGAUAUAGACGUGGCGCUUCUGUAGAUGCCUUGAUGACCAAUAAGCGGAUGGCGGCUUCCACUUUAACAUUAUUCACAUUUUCUUUUGUCAUGCGACUGGCGCGUACAAUCACGUAUUAAGAGAAAUCAUUGGACUAAUUAUUUAUAAUUACAUUAUUUGCCUGCUGAAACAUAGGUAGAACUUGUAGAUUCUUUGGUAUGUAAAAAAUUAAACAAGCUUCAAACUUUCAAUGCACCAAGCGGGUAUUCUGUGAAAACACACGCAUAACAAACUAAUCAUUUGACUGAAACUUAUUUUCCUAAAAAUUUUAUUGUUUAAAAAAUGUAAUAUUAAUAAACAUUUUAAUUUACUGAUAUUUUUUCGUUUCUUAUCAAUUUUUUAUAAAAUUACUAAUAACUAUUAAUACAUGCAUGAAUAUCAAUAUAGCUUUGUUAUAAAUACGUCUAUAUCCAAAUUAACUUAUUUGUUCUUUUGUUGAUAUACUAAAACCAAGUAUGGUUAUCAAUCUUGUUUUGUUACCUCAUGUAGAAACAACUGUUUAAAAGAAAGGAGUAGGUGUGAAACGGUGAAUAUACACGCGUGUAGAUUAAACGCGCCGUCGGCUAACACCAGCCGAGGACUCGAUGAGACUGUCAUUAAAUUUUUGUUUGGUUUCCUUACCAUUAAUAUCCAUCCUAAAAAAUCUUAUACUUGUUUUUUUUUUUAUAUAUAAUUUCAGAUUAGGCUAAAACAAGAGAGCUCACAUCUGGAUUAUUUUUCCUUUUGAGUUCUUUACAAAGAAUCAAGCAAAUGGAGUCAUCAUCAACGUUGCUCAAAAGCUCAAACCAGAGAAAGUCACCAUCGUCUCCGACAAGGAAACCACCAAGGCAAAAGAGGAAGACAACGACGACCACGAGCAAUAACAAACCCAUCAAAGUCCGUUACAUAUCAAACCCGAUGAGAGUGGAGACGUGUGCUUCUAAGUUCAGAGAGCUCGUUCAAGAACUGACCGGUCAAAACGCCGCCGAUCUACCUCCGGGGCCCACAACUUUCGCCGCCAAAGAUCCUCACAAGAAGGAGAUUAAUCCUGAGCCGUUGGAUGAAGGGAUUUGUGAGUAUUACUCACCGAUGGAUGAUGAAGUGUUUAAUGCUCCGCAAAUGUCGGCAGCUCUGUCUGCGUUUUUCUCGUCUGGGUUUUACAACGUGAAUGCAUUAGAAAGCAUUGGUUCUCUCUGAAAAUCUUAUGUGUCUUUUUACAUAAAAAUGUAACACAGAUCAGAAGAAGAAAUCAUCUUAGGGUUUCCUGGAUACCGACAUAUGUAUUUCUGUUUUUGUUUACAAAAAACAUGUAUUCUGUUUUUUCAUGUGGCGAAUUGUUUUUCUUUUUUUGAGUGAGUAAUUAUUUGCGUUCAUUUAAAAGAAGAAAUCUUGCAUUUUUCA